GCAUCACCCCAACAAAGCAAACCAAAUCCACCAAGCUAAAAAGGAGUAGACCUCAAGAAAAAGCUUGGAAUCUCAAAACCUCACAUCACAUGCAACAACUCACAAAACCCUAAUCCCCAACCCUAAUAUAAUCGAUCUUCUCUCAAUUGUAGGGGGGGAAAUUGUUUUGUUUUGAUUUACUAAGGAGCAGAUAAACAAUGUCUGCAAUUUUGUGCGGCAAGAGAUCUUUCUUCGAAGAUUUACAAUCGCCGUCGCCCACGUCAGCAUCGCCGCCUCUUUCUAAGAAGCUUCGCCGUUUCUCGUCUUCGCCGCCGCCGUCGAAUUUCAUCGAUCAGCUGAGAGCUUUGUUUCCUGAUAUGGACAAUCAGCUUAUUGGGAAUGCUUUGGAAGAGUGCGGCAAUGACUUGGAUGCUGCUAUUAAGAGGUUACAUGAGCUUAACCUUGUGUAUGCCGAUGCAAAGACAGUUACUGAUGGAGAGAUGGAUAAUGGAGAAAAACCAACUAAUGGGCCAGAUGUUCGAUCUGAAGGUCCUCCUCUCCAGAAUAAUCUUCCAGCUGAUGGUGCAGAAUGGGUGGAGUUGCUUGUCCGGGAAAUGAUGAGUGCUACAAGCGUAGAUGAUGCUAGGGCUCGUGCCGCAGGAGUGUUGGAGAGCCUGGAGCAGUCAAUUAGUGUGCAUGCUGGUGCAGAAGCAGCUCAAAAUGUUCACAAGGAAAAUAUGAUGCUGAAGGAGCAAAUUGAAGCGUUUCUUAGAGAAAAUUCCAUUCUCAAACGUGCUGUUGCCAUUCAACAUGAACGGCAAAAAGAGUAUGAUGAUAGAAACCAGGAAGUGCAGCAAUUGAAGCAGAUAAUCGCUCAAUAUCAGGAACAAAUAAAAACUCUUGAGGUGAAUAAUUAUGCUUUGACAAUGCACUUGCGCCAGGCUCAGCAAAGCAACUCUAUUCCGGGACGCUUCCAUCCAGACAUCUUCUAGUGUUGAGGCUAGUUCAGUUGAAGCUGUGGAACAUACAAAGAAACAAGCCUGUUGGCAUCUUGUCAGCUGUGAUAUAGGAUGUAUUAAGCGAAUUCUAUACUAAUAUUGUUUUUAUUAGACUGAGAAAACGUUUGCGUGUUGAGUUGAGGCCACUUUGGUUGAUGACCCUGAUUAGUAGUUUUGGAAUGGGCAUCAUCCAAAUGGUGAAGGCCUCAAAUAUGCUAGUAUUAAAGUGAUAUCAGGAAACUGGAGAUGAGAUAUGCUAAUUUCGCUAUCUGCUAUUCAUAUUCCAAUGCAAAAUCACCCACUUUAUGACC
Messenger RNA from Lycium ferocissimum, 1288 nucleotides. RefSeq lists its product as uncharacterized. The record is from RefSeq and is a predicted model, not a curated record. Gene Ontology annotation, molecular function: ubiquitin binding. The transcript has 5 exons. The coding region runs from base 198 to 971 and encodes 257 amino acids. Lineage: Eukaryota; Viridiplantae; Streptophyta; Magnoliopsida; Solanales; Solanaceae.